AAGGCGGCGGUGAGGCCCUUUAGCUCGCCGCCAUUUUGAGCAGCGGGCUGUGAGGAGCAGAACGGCGGCCGGCUCAGCGCUCCUUGUCCGCCAUCCCCAGCAGCACCAUGUCUCGGGAUCGGAUCCGUAGCCGCGGAGGUGGCUUCCAUCGCCGUGGAGGCGGCGGCGGCCGCGGCGGCCCCAACCACGAUUUCCGCUCUCCGCCGCCCGGUAUGGGGAUGGGCCAGAACCGCGGCCCUAUGGGGGGCGGCCCGCAAGGCCCCGGCGGCCCAACGGGAGGAGGCCCGAAAUCCGACCAGCCGAAACCUCCAGCGUCGAGCUCCGCUCCGCCGUCCUCGUCCUCUUCAUCCUCAUCCACUACAGCGGGUCCAGCCGGCAGCCAGUCCGGCCCCGGGGCGCCUCCUCCGUCCACCCUGCCCGCGGGGCAGCCUCCACAGCAGCAGGCCCAGGGCUCCGCGGCCUCCUCCGCUCCUUCAGGCCCCGGGGGGCAGCAGCAGCCGCAGUCCAAACCGAGCCCCAGCCCCACCCCGGCCGGCGGCCCUAAGAAAGGACAAGGACAGUCUCCCGGCGGCGGACCCAAAGGGCCGGGCGGGCCGCAGCAAGGACCGGGCGGGCCUCACAAGGGCGGGCCGGGCCACCGCGGAGGACCGGGAGGGGAACCGAGGGGCCGCGGGCAACAGCACCAGGGACAGCAAAGCCACUCCUCGCAGCAAGGCCCGGCCGGCGGAGACAAGCUGUCGGACGAGGGCUUUAAGGCGAACCUCUCACUGCUGAGGAGGCCGGGGGAGAAGACUUACACUCAGCGGUGCCGUUUGUUUGUUGGGAAUUUGCCCGCCGAUAUAACGGAUGAAGAGUUUAAAAGCUUGUUUGCCAAAUACGGGGAGCCGGGAGAGGUUUUUAUCAACAAAGGAAAAGGCUUUGGAUUCAUUAAGUUGGAAUCCAGAGCUCUGGCAGAAAUCGCCAAGGCAGAACUGGACGACACCCCAAUGCGGGGCAGGCAGCUCCGGGUUCGGUUUGCAACUCACGCUGCCGCGCUGUCAGUGCGGAACCUUUCGCCUUAUGUGUCCAACGAGUUACUGGAGGAGGCUUUUUCCCAGUUCGGUCCCGUGGAAAGAGCUGUUGUGAUUGUAGAUGAUCGAGGUAGAUCGACAGGAAAAGGCAUUGUUGAAUUUGCAUCAAAGCCAGCUGCCAGAAAAGCGUAUGAACGGUGUACUGAGGGAGUGUUCUUGUUGACAACAACUCCUAGGCCAGUUAUUUUGGAACCACUGGAGCAACUGGAUGAUGAAGAUGGUCUUCCAGAAAAGCUUGCUCAGAAGAACCCGAUGUAUCAAAAGGAAAGAGAAACUCCUCCCCGUUUUGCUCAGCCUGGCAGUUUUGAGUUUGAGUAUUCGCAGAGAUGGAAAUCUUUAGAUGAAAUGGAAAAACAACAGAGAGAACAAGUGGCAAAAAACAUGAAAGAUGCCAAGGACAAACUUGAAAGUGAGAUGGAAGAUGCUUAUCAUGAGCAUCAGGCAAACCUCUUGCGUCAAGACCUUAUGAGGCGUCAGGAGGAGCUGAGACGUAUGGAAGAACUCCAUAAUCAAGAAAUGCAGAAACGCAAGGAAAUUCAGCUCAGGCAGGAGGAGGAGCGUCGCAGACGGGAGGAGGAAAUGAUGAUUCGUCAGCGAGAGAUGGAAGAACAGAUGAGAAGGCAGAGGGAAGAGAAUUAUAAUAGAAUGGGUUACAUGGAUCCCAGGGAGAGAGACAUGAGAAUGGGUGGUGCCACCACAAUGAACAUGGGAGAUCCUUAUGCUUCUGCAGCCCAGAAAUUUCCACCUCUUGGAGGUGGAGGCGGAAUAGGUUAUGAAGCUAAUCCAGGAGUUGGCCAAGCAGCUAUGAGUGGUUCUAUGAUGGGAAGUGACAUGCGUCCUGAACGCUUUGGACAGGGAGGUGCGGGGCCUGUGGGUGGCCAGGGUCCUAGAGGAAUGGGGCCUGGAACACCAACAGGAUAUGGUAGAGGGAGAGAAGAAUACGAAGGCCCAAACAAAAAGCCCCGAUUUUAGAUGUGACCUGUAGUUUCAUUCCAGUUUGUUUUGUCUGUCUUGUUUAGACACCAACUUUUUAAUUCUUGCAUUUUAGUAAGAAAGCUACGUUUUUAUGGAUGUUAGAAACUUAACUGACCUAAUAUUUGUAAGUGGUCUGUUUGGGCAAGUACAACUUAAUUAUGUAAUGCAGUGUUUCAAAACAAGUUUAGCUGUUUUUUUGAUGUAUAACGUCCCUAACUUGAUGGCAGUGUACAUUGUGCCACUGAAUUCCCAAAGUGUACCAACUUUUUUUUACUGUGCUUCAAAUAAAUAGAAAACUAAAUGUAGUAACUUUUCUUGCCAUUCAUGGUUAAAUUAAGAGGCUAAAUCUAAAUACCACACCUUCAGCAGUAAACUGAGAGUCUUGCCAUAGAGAUCCAGCUAGACCCAGGGUGUGGAACUGUAGUGAAGAGCUGAGAUCUCUUCCCAUUUAAUGCCUCUAGCUUAAGACUGGGACAAAUAGCUUAACUGCCCAGUAGGUGCAGAUUUUUGAACGUUGUGCUGCAACAAGAAAGUAAACCAAAAUCUUGCAGAUGCUGUCAGAUAAUGGUAACGAAAGCUACGCUGCAAGUAAGGCAGCAUGUAAAGCGUUUCUUAUCUUAGCUAUGGAUGAUGGGUGGUGGGACGGUUGCACUUACCACCCUGGCAGUUACUGCUUGAUAACCUUCUAAAGACUUUAAGCAGAAGACUAGCAAUGGUUAUUUUAAAAUAAAUCCAUAGAAAGACUUGUAUUGACCGACUUCCUAACUUACGGGUUAUUAAUGAGAUAUUUAUAUGCUCUUAAGCUGUUUGAGAUUACAGGAUCUGGCCUUGCUCCGUAUUGUAUACCUGCCUGAAACUGCUUGGCAAAAAAACAAACAAACCACAAGUGCUGCUCAAGUGAUUAGGGGAGAACCUGCUAAUUCAUACUUGUAACUUGCUUAUGUCCUCGUGCUAACUGAGUGGACUAAUCUGCAUAGCUCAGAAUUCAAUUGUAUUAUGGGGGCUGCAGGAACUAGUCCUGAAUCUUGUAGCUGCUGGAUAAAUCAUAAAAGCCUGUAUGUAAAAUACAGAGAAAUGAGCAUUCUUGCACGAUGGUUAUUGUUAUUAUUGAUGUGUAGAGGUAAUGCAUCAAAAGCAGUAUCUAAAUCUGGAGUUAAUACUGCACCGUACAAAUAAAUUCCCUUCAAGGCUGUUUUGUAGAUCUGCUGAAUUCUCGUUAGCUCGCUGUUAAUUUCAUUAACUCCCCCCAGGAGAAUUUCAAAGCAUUCUGGACUCAAGGUAGUUGCUUUGCUUAUUAUUACAUUGUAAUAUACCAGAUAAGCUGGGAACGUGGCUUCCCAGCAUAAAAUGCCUUGGUGUUAACGCAGGAUAUAUUAACCUGCUUGGCACAAAGUAGGUAGACUUACUUGGCUGUACCUUCAUGCAAUUCCCCAACUACUGAGCGUUCUGUAAGUAGUUUCAACCUUAACAGUGAUCUUUUCCACUCCACUUGUGCUAAGCAUUGGCUCAUUCUAAAUUCUGUGCUAAAUUUUUUCUGUGGUUAAAACUUGAGUGUCAGAUUAGCAGUAUCUUAGAGUGCAGAUGAUCGCUGGUGAAGUACUCACUGUAAGUGCUGAUACUCCUUAAAUGACAAAAGGAGCAUGUUGUGAAAUAUACUGAUAACAGGUAACACUGACUGGAACGUUCAGCGCACCAAAUAGUGACUCAGCUGGUUUGGUGAAUGCUUUUUAUCUUCCCAGAAAAGUUUGGAGAUUGAUAACGUGCUAAGACAAUGAAUUGUUACUCAGGAAACUCUGAAUUGGGCAGUUCCUGCACUGCAGACCAGGUAUUUGGGAGUACUUGUGUUGGAUAUUGAGCUUAACAACAGCAGUCCCACCGCAAUUUGCUUUAAGUAGUACUAAAUAAUGCCUGUGUUUUCUGCAGGGUGUUCGUGGGACACCCACAAAAACGGAAGGUGUCUGAGAUGGGGAAUUCUGAACGUAAACGUGAAAUUAAUUUGUUCAGUUUAUUUUUCAGAUGACAUGUCAUUCUUUAUUAAAGAGAUGCUGGUGCAUAUCCUAAA
Molecule: messenger RNA, 4107 nt
Organism: Coturnix japonica (Japanese quail)
Lineage: Eukaryota; Metazoa; Chordata; Aves; Galliformes; Phasianidae
Gene: SFPQ
Product: splicing factor proline and glutamine rich
Molecular function (GO): RNA binding
Source: RefSeq, a predicted model, not a curated record